Molecule: messenger RNA, 558 nt
Organism: Humulus lupulus (European hop)
Lineage: Eukaryota; Viridiplantae; Streptophyta; Magnoliopsida; Rosales; Cannabaceae
Exons: 1
Coding region: 1-558 (185 amino acids)
Source: RefSeq, a predicted model, not a curated record
AUGAUUUGCUUCAAGUUCCCUAUGAAACUCAUUAAUGAUCCCCACCGAAUGGCAGCGAGAUUUUGGUGGGGUUCUUCAGAAAAGAAAAAGAAGAUCCAUUGGUGUAAAUUGACAAAGUUGUGCAUGCCCAAAGAGAGGGGUCUGGGAUUUAUGGAUCUGAGUAAUUUUAAUCAAUCUUGGCUUGCUAAGCAGAUGUGGAGGAUAAUCAGGAAUCCAAACUCUCUUUGUAGAAAUGUCCUCAAGGCUAGCUAUUUCCCUAACAAAAGUAUCGUGGAAGCUUCUUGUGAUUAUAAGGCCUCUUAUGUGUGGAGAAGUUUUAUGUGGGAAAAAGAGAUUAUUCUUAGUGAGUACAAGUGGAGAAUUGGUGAUGGUAAUGAUGUUAGAGUUCUCCAAGGCCCUUGGCUACCGAGACUGGUAAGCUUUAGUGCUUUUGAAAAACUGCACCUCCCCAAUGACCUCUUUGUGAUAGAUUUGAAGAAACAAAAUGGGGAGAGGGUUGAGAAGUUUAUUCUAAACAACUUUUGUAGGGAUGAUUCUGAGCUUACCCAAUCAGAAUAG